Molecule: messenger RNA, 1048 nt
Organism: Brassica oleracea var. oleracea
Lineage: Eukaryota; Viridiplantae; Streptophyta; Magnoliopsida; Brassicales; Brassicaceae
Product: reticulon-like protein B12
Exons: 4
Coding region: 444-974 (176 amino acids)
Source: RefSeq, a predicted model, not a curated record
CUUUUAGGCUGGAAGGUGAUAGAUAUAAUACAUCAAGAGGCAAACAUAUAUUUUCUCUUUUCUUAACAGAGCAUAUAAUAGCUUUGAAGAAUUAUUAGUUUAUUAUAUUCAAAGUUGAUGAUGGUGAUGACCCAACUUUAGUCUCAUCACCUUUUUUGUUUUUCUUACUCUCUUCUUCUGAUUCAUGCCGUUCUUUCGCUUUGAGACUUUGUGAUUCAUCUGCACUUGAUGAUCUGUUUCUGACAUAAUAUCUUGGAGACUUCUGGGAUCUGAGAAAAUCUAAAUCCAAGUUGGAGUCCUGUUGCUGAUUUGUCUUCUCAAAUGGGAAUGGGUUCUUCUUUGGAAAAGCUGUUCAACAAAGAGAGGACUGUACAUGAGAUUCUGGGAGGUGGCAUUGGUGAGUGAAUCCAUAUAUCAUUACCAAAUCCAUCAUAGAAGAUGUGAUGCUGUGGAGGAAGAAGAAUGUGAGUGUUGGUAUAGUCGCAGUAACAAUAGGAUCAUGGAUGGUGUUUGAGACAUUUUCUUAUACCAUCCUCACUCUUCUUUCAAGUGUUCUUCUCCUCUUGCUCUCUAUUCUCUUUCUCUGGUCCAAAUCUGCAUCCAUCCUCAACAGGCCGUCACCGCCAUUAACAGAGUUUCAAGUAAGUGAAGCAAUGGCUGAAGAAGCUUCCAAGUUGUUGCGCAUCCAUGUGAAUAAACUACUACAAGUAUCGUAUGACAUUGCAAUGGGAAGAGACUCAGAGUUGUUUAUUAAAGUAGCAGUCUAUCUGUUUCUCAUAGCAUUCAUUGGAAGCCUCAUGGAUUUUCAAACACUUUGCCACACUGGGGUUUUGGUGGUGAUGGCAGUUCCAGCUUUCUGUGAGAGAUACGAGGAUUGCAUAGAUGGAUCUAUAGUGCUCAUCUACAACAAAGCUAAAGAGCUUUACCUGAGAUUCAAGAUAUGGGCUUAUCCGGAACAUACGAAACAGAGCUGAGACUCGCUUUGUCUCUAUUUCUCUCUUCUUUUCAGGAGUUUUUAUUUAUUUUUGGUUCCUCAGUUUUGUGCAAG